This is a messenger RNA of Lolium rigidum, 1061 nucleotides long. Its product is annotated as acid phosphatase 1-like. Lineage: Eukaryota; Viridiplantae; Streptophyta; Magnoliopsida; Poales; Poaceae. Gene Ontology annotation, molecular function: acid phosphatase activity. The coding region runs from base 1 to 843 and encodes 280 amino acids. The record is from RefSeq and is a predicted model, not a curated record. The transcript has 3 exons.
AUGGCGCGCCACGGCGUCCUCUUCGCGCUGCUGCUCCUCGCCGUCGCGGUCGCUGGGGCCGAGCCGGAGCGCGCGCCCGAGGAGGCCGCCCAGCUGCAGGUGCUGCCGCGCCCGCUCGUCAUCGAGCUGCCGACCGAGGAGAGGUGUCGCGACGGUGCGGACGAGGAGGGCGCGGCGGAGCUGCGGUGCGCGAGCUGGAGGAUGGCGGGCGAGGCCAACAACCUGGCGCCGUGGACCGCGCUGCCCGAGGAGUGCGCGCCCCACGUGCGCCGCUACCUCACGGGCCCCGCGUACCGCUCCGACCUCGAGCUCGUCGCGCGGGAGGCCUCCGCCUUCGCCCGCGCCGCCGCCACCGCCACCGCGGCGCGGGCCGUGGCCCCCGACGCUGCCUGGGUGUUCGACGUCGACGAGACGCUGCUCUCCAACCUCCCCUACUACGCGCAGCACGGAUACGGGCUGGAGUUGUUCGACCACCUCGAGUUCGACAAGUGGGUGGAGCGGGGGGAGGCGCCGGCGAUCCCCUCCAGCCUAAGCCUCUACAACGAGGUGCGGGAGCUGGGGUUCAAGACCUUCCUGCUCACCGGCCGCAGCGAGGGCCACGAGGGCGUCACGGUGGACAAUCUCAGGAAGGAAGGCUUCCAUGAGUGGGACAAGCUCAUACUCAGGGCACCAGCUGACCGGAAGAAAACGGCGACGGACUACAAAUCAGAGAAGAGAAAGGAGAUGGAGGCAGAGGGGUACAAGAUCCUAGGCAAUUCCGGCGAUCAGUGGAGCGACCUCUUGGGCUACUCCAUGAGUGCCCGUUCCUUCAAGCUCCCCAACCCGAUGUAUUAUAUCCCCUGACCGAACACAAAUGCUGGGCGUGUGAGAAAUGCCGUGUUUAUUUGAUGCAUUUUCCAUGCUGGCCAGAUUGAACCCUGUACUGACUGCGAAACAAAACUGAACAUGAUACUGAGAUGAAAUUUAUACUGUACAGAAGCUUCACUAAAUUUCGUGUAGCAUACAUUGAACUUGCAAGCUGAAAUUAAAGGAUGAGAUGUGACUUUGAGGACACAUUCUAU